This is a messenger RNA of Lodderomyces beijingensis, 1479 nucleotides long. Lineage: Eukaryota; Fungi; Ascomycota; Pichiomycetes; Serinales; Debaryomycetaceae. The record is from the annotation of a GenBank genome assembly.
AUGAUAUGUGCACUUUCAGGCGAGCGAAUAAAAGAAGCAGUAGCAUCGCCGAAAAGCGGCGCCGUAUUCGAGCGCAAAUACAUUGAAAAAUACGUGUCGACAACUUCAAAAGACCCCAUCACCAAUGACCCACUUUCACUAUCGGACCUCAUCACUUUGAAACUCACACCGCUAGUGGCGCCCCCCGACCCAGCAACUACAACAUCGAUUCCGUCGCUACUAUCGAAUUUGCAAAGCGAAUGGGACUCGACGGUAUUGGAAGUUUUCACGCUUCGCAAGACGGUGCAGCUGUUGAAACUGGAAUUGAGCCAGGCUUUGUAUCGACUGGACGCGGCGGUGCGAGUUGCUGCUAGAGCUAUCAGGGAGAGGGACGACGCGAAGCAAGCUUUGGAGGAGUUGGUGUUGUCUUUGGAAGUCCGAGAUGAGGAAGAUGAGGAGGUUGAAGAGGUGGAAAAUGGGGAGAAGAAUAAGAGCAAGGAGGAGGUGUUAAAGAAGAUCGAGGUGGAGGCUGAGGCGUUGUUCAAGUUGCACAAGUCCACAAAGGUCAAAUUUCCAUAUAGCGGCAGCAAUAAACCGUUUCAUCUUGAGCAAGGGGAGAUUUACAAAGAUGUGUUUCUAGGAGCGUCUUCCCACGCCACCGACGUUACAUUCAAUGCAGAUCUCAAGCGCUUAGCGGCCGUGGAUGGUGAUAGCAUAAACAGCUUCGACAUUGGAAAAAAGAGUACCACGGCUUGGAAAACGGGUUUGGCUUCGAUAUCGCACUGGUGCGUAAGUAACAAUGGUACCGUUGCUGCUGUAGAUGGGCAAAAAUUGGCUUUUUCCAAUACGGACUCGACAAUUGAGCUUGAAAGUGAGGUGACGGCUGUCACUAGCCAUCCGUCGUUGGACAUUUUCUUGGUUUUCACGACGAAAUCUUGGCUCGUGUGCGAUCCUCACGGCGUCGCGGCAAGGCAUGAAACACCGACGCUGUUGCUGGUGCCUGCUGUUCACGUUGACGGUGAGUUGUUUGCCGCUUUCGACGGGUCCGAGAUAAAGCUUUCGAGCAUGACCACUGGCGAUGUUCUAGCUGCGUUUUCGCCGCGGUAUGGACAAAUUAAACAAGUGCAAUUUGCUCCAAACGCAUACUGGCUACUUGUGCUAUCUCAAGAUGACGACAACAAUGCGAGCGUAAUAGAAGUUUACGACGUGCGAAAGAAUACCGUUGCUAACGAAUUGGAUUUUGCCAGUGUGAUUCAGGAGUUUAUAAUCGAUCCAACGUCAAGUCUCAUCAUAGUGAACCACGGUGGUGACGAAUAUAGCUCUGCCGUGUAUCAGAAGAAGCUGAAAAAGUGGGACGCCCCAGUGAAAUUGGACCUGAGCGCAAAGAGUUUAAAACUAUUCUCCCAUAUCGAGGAUGUGCAAAAGAAAGGCACGGUUGAAUUUAUAACCUACGAUGAGGUAAAAGAUGAGUGCCAGGUCUUGACUCUAGAGAGUCUGUAA